Messenger RNA from Emys orbicularis (European pond turtle), 1521 nucleotides. RefSeq names its product mannosylglucosyl-3-phosphoglycerate phosphatase-like. Gene Ontology annotation, molecular function: hydrolase activity. NCBI's taxonomy places the organism in Eukaryota, Metazoa, Chordata, Testudines, Emydidae. Gene Ontology annotation, biological process: nucleotide catabolic process. The coding region runs from base 1 to 1521 and encodes 506 amino acids. The transcript is spliced from 8 exons. The record is from RefSeq and is a predicted model, not a curated record.
AUGCUCAAACCACUGAGCUAUUCCUCCCCCUCCCUCAUCCUCCGCUUCAACGACAUGUAUCAGGUGGAGUCCAGGCAGAAGGAGCCGGUAGGAGGCGCUGCCAGAUUUGCUGCAGCUAUAAAAAAGUUCAGUUCCCUGGAUCCACUUAUAAUAUUUAGUGGAGACUGCUUAAAUCCAUCAGCUUUAAGUUCAAUAACAAAAGGAAAACAUAUGAUUCCUAUAUUAAAUGCAGUGGUAGUACACUUCGCAGUCUUUGGAAACCAUGAAUUUGAUUUUGGUGUUGAUGUUCUGGAAGAUUAUAUACAACAAAUGAAAUUUCCAUGGUUCCUCAGCAAUGUAUAUGACAGAUUUACCUCUAAACCACUAGGCCAUGGCUCAGUAAAAAAAGUAGUUAAAUGGAACAGUACAAAAAUUGGUUUAAUGGGAUUAGUAGAAGAAGACUGGCUGGAUACCUUGCCUACCAUUAACAAAUCAAACCUAAACUACAUAGAUUAUGUCAAAGUAGGUAAUAAAAUAUCUGCAGAACUUAAAGCAGAGGGAGCAGGACUUAUAAUUGCUAUGACACACAUGAAAUGGAUUAAUGACAUCAAACUUGCCCAGAACACCCAAAGAAUAGAUCUGGUUCUGGAGGGCCAUGACCAUGAUUAUGGAAUCAAAAAGGUGAAUGGAACUUGGAUUGUCAAAAGUGGGUCUGAUUUCAGGAAUUUCUCAAAAAUAAAUAUAAGAAAGUUUGGUGCAUCAUUUCAGUAUACAUUUCAGAGGAUUGACAUUUUGAGGAACCUAGAAGAAGAUUCUUUUAUAAAAUCAGUGGUGGAUGAUUAUACUCAAAACCUGCAGCCUCUUUUAGAGGAAGUUCUUUGUCCCAUCGACACAGAAUUAGACGGUCGUGUUUCUACUGUAAGAUCAGAGAGUAACCUGGGAAACCUGAUAACUAAUGCAAUGUUAGAAGCUACUCAUGCUGAUGUAGCAUUACUCAAUUCAGGUACCCUACGUUCAAACCAUAUACAUCCUGCAGGAGAUUUUACUAUGCACGAUCUUUUAACUAUCCUUCCCAUUGUGGACCCACUUCUAGUAGUCAGAAUUACAGGAGGACAACUGUUGGAAGCUCUCGAAAAUGGAGUCUACAGAUAUCCAGCUCUUGAUGGAAGGUUUCCUCAAGUAGCAGGAAUGGAAUUUGGAUUUGAUCCAAAUGCAGAACCAGGGCACCGAAUUAUAAGAGACUCUGUAAAGAUUCAAGGACAAUAUCUCAAGAAGAACAAAGUCUAUCAACUUGCCAUUAAGGAGUACUUAGCUAAUGGAAAGGAUGGCUAUGUAAUGUUUCAGAAUUGUCCUAGGAUGUAUGAUACAGAAACUGCACAGAUACUUUCCACAGUUGUUGUUAAUCACUUUGAAUCUAUCAAGAUUGUGCAUGGCAUCAAAAAGUGCAUCUCCGGUCACCGAAUGAGUUUAAUUACCAAGUCCAAAUCAGCAUCACUAACAGCAUUUAGUGAUUUACCAAAGAAUAAUCUCUUUAUCCGCUAA